AUGGCUUCAUCAAGCAAAUGCGCCUUCCUUGUGUUCUUAUGCAUGAUUGUUCUUCUCGCCCCAAGUGAAGUACACGCAAAAUCUAUGGCCAAAGCUCAAGGAGGGUGGUACCUUGUGGAAGGUCUAUGCUCAAAAUUUCCGGACUGCAAUAAGCACUGCAAAGAACAAGGUUUCUUAGGUGGACAAUGCCUCAAACUUGGUGUUAAUAUGCUGUGUUUUUGUAUUCAUACAUGA
Arabidopsis thaliana (thale cress) is the source of this 234-nucleotide messenger RNA. RefSeq names its product Gamma-thionin family protein. Gene Ontology annotation, cellular component: extracellular region. The record is from RefSeq and is marked reviewed. Gene Ontology annotation, biological process: defense response. NCBI's taxonomy places the organism in Eukaryota, Viridiplantae, Streptophyta, Magnoliopsida, Brassicales, Brassicaceae. The transcript has 2 exons. The coding region runs from base 1 to 234 and encodes 77 amino acids.